This is a messenger RNA of Dioscorea cayenensis subsp. rotundata (Guinea yam), 4210 nucleotides long. Its product is annotated as pentatricopeptide repeat-containing protein At5g27270-like. The record is from RefSeq and is a predicted model, not a curated record. The transcript is spliced from 6 exons. Gene Ontology annotation, molecular function: protein binding. Bases 537 to 2354 code for a protein of 605 amino acids. NCBI's taxonomy places the organism in Eukaryota, Viridiplantae, Streptophyta, Magnoliopsida, Dioscoreales, Dioscoreaceae.
GCUGCAAGCUCGUCAAUGGAAGCCCUAAAAACCCCAUGUUUGCCUCCCUUCCCGUCACCCCAAAACCCUAGAACCAAAUCAUCCAAAUCCCACCGAAGUUUCGUAUUCUUUGCGUCCACGGAUCCCUGGACCCUCUCUGGUGGUAACUCCCGGAAACCCCGUCCAAAACCCUAUAAGAAGAACCCCAAGAAGCCCCUUUCCGACGAAGAUGCUCGCCGUAUCAUCAAUACCAAAGCGCAGUACCUCAGCCGCCUCCGCCGUAACCAGGGCAGCCUCGCCCAAACCCCCCCGCUGGAUCCGCCAUAAUCCUGAGCAGAUGGUACAGCUCUUGAAUGAUGAUCUCGGCGCGCAUCUCUACGGAGGUCAUGUCGUUGCGGCGAUCAAGGCUGUUCGGGGCCUCGCUGUGCGCCGUGAAGGGUCGUAUGAUAUGCGGGAAGUGAUGUCGUCGUUUGUGGCGAAGCUGAGCUUUAGGGAGAUGUGCACGGGUGUUGAAGGAGCAGCGUGGGUGGCGGCAGGCCCGGGAUUUCUUCGCCUGGAUGAAGCUCCAGCUAUGUUAUCAACCUAGUGUUGUUGUCUACACUAUUCUUCUUAGAAUUUAUGGGCAAGUUGGGAAGAUUCAGCUUGCUGAGCAGAUUUUUUUGGAGAUGCUCGAAGCUGGUUGUGAACCAGAUGAAGUUGCUUGUGGUACCAUGCUGUGUGCACAUGCUAAAUGGGGAUGGCAUAAGGACAUGCUGUUGUUUUACUCUGCUGUGCGGAGGCGAGAUAUUGCACCCCCUGUUGCAGUGUAUAAUUCUAUGCUUUCUUCUUUGCGAAAGCAAAAACUGCAUGAGAAAGUGAUCAAAGUAUGGGAGCAAAUUUUGGAAGCAAGGGUAAAAAUAAAUGGUUUCACUUUUACAGUUGCGAUCGGUUCAUAUGUCAAAGAGGAGCUUAUUAAUGAUGCUUUAGAUGCAUUUGCUAAAAUGAGAAAAUCUGGGUUUAUUCCCGAGGAGGUUACUUACAACCUUGUGAUCAAUUUGACUGCCAAACAUGGGAAAGGGGAUGAGGCAUUAAGACUUUAUGAAGAGAUGAAACUCCAAGGCAUUGUUCCAAGUAAUUAUACCUUUGCUUCAAUUCUAGCACUGCACUACAAAAAUGAUGAUUACUCCAAAGCUCUCUCACUCUUUAAGGAUAUGGAUAGGAAUAGCAUUGUGCCAGAUGAAGUUACAUAUGGCAUGCUUGUGAGAAUAUAUGGUAAACUUGGUUUGUAUGAGGAUGCACAGAAGACAUUCAGGGAUAUUGAGAAAUUAGGUCUUCUCAGUAAUGAGAAAACAUAUUGGGCGAUGGCUCAGGUGCAUUUGAAUGCCGGUAAUUAUGAUAAAGAUUUGGAUAUUUUUGAUAGUAUGAAGUCCAGAGGUUUUGAGUUCUCAGAAUUUGCGUAUCGUACUUUGCUAAGGUGUUUUAUUGCUAAAGGAGAUCUAGGUUCCUCUGAAAUUACAUUUCAAGCUCUCUCCAGGUUUGGCCCUCCUGAUGCAAGAUGCUGUAACAGUUUGCUUACUUUGUAUAAUAAGUCUGUUUCUGUUGAUAAAGCCAAGUCUUUGAUUUCUCAUAAAAGAAAAGAUAAAGUACAGUUUGAUGAGGACCUGUAUAAAACUGUUAUAGAAACAUUUCCCAGACAAGGGAUGGUAAAUGAAAUGGAGGAAAUGAUUGAAGAGAUGGAAAAUGUUGGUUGGACUUUGGAUAAGAACACCAUGAAAUCUUUAGUGGUCAUGUAUGGGGAGGCAGGGGCCCCUAAAAAAGCUGAGUAUUUGUUGAAUACUUUAGAGAAACCUGAUGCUAAUUCAUUUGGUGUAAUGCUUUGCUUGUAUUUGGAGAGUGGUAACACAUGUAAAUCCAAAGAAAUACUGAAUUCUUUGUUUAAAUCAACCACUGGUCUGUCUGUAUCCAGUCGAUUAAUCAGCAAAUUUGUUAGGGAAGGAGAUCUUGUUAAAGCAGAAUUUAUAUAUGAUUACUUACAGAAACUAGGUUUGAGACUUGAGGAUGCAGCACUUGCUUCUAUCAUUACUUUUUAUGGAAGGAAUGGGAAAAUACAUAAGGCUGAAGCAGCAUUUGCUUCUGCAUUAGUUUCUUCAAGAAUUGGAACUAAUGUUUUUAGCUCAAUGAUUGAUGCCUGUUGUAAAUGUGGCAAAGUUGAUGAAGCCAAUAACAUCUUCAGAGAAAUGGUUGAGCAAGGGCAUUCUGAUGAUGUGGUUACCAUCAGCAUUCUUGUAAAUGAUCUUACUAAGCAUGGUAAUUAUCAGGAGGCAGAAAGCAUUAUUCGGGACAGCUUCAAUCAAGGGACAGAACUUGAUACAGUUGCAUAUAGCACAUUCAUCUAGUUCAUGCUGGAUGCAGGUAAAUUGCAGUUAGCUAUUGAAACAUACAAUCGCAUGAUAUCAGCAGGCAUUCAACCCUCUAUUCAAACAUACAACACCAUGAUUAGGUAGCAUUUCUUAUCAUCUUGCUUAUAUUUGCAGAAGGUUAAAAUUCUUCUUUGACUAUUAGCCCCCGAUUGACAAGACAAGGUUUGUUGUCUAAUAAAAUAAUGUAGUGUUCAUGGCCAAGGGGGAAAGUUAGACAAGGCGGUCGAAAUGUUUAUUAAGGCACAAAAUUCUGGUAUUCCUGUAGAUGAGAAAAUGUAUACAAACAUGAUUGGUUACUAUGGCAAGGCUGCGAGUAUCCUGUUUCAUGGAAUAAUAGAAGAGAGGAAUAGCUUUUUUAAAUCUCAGUCUACAUUAUUGUUUGUCAUUUCUGAUUUCUGAACCUUCACCUGUUUAUGGUUCUUUUCCGUGCAGAUCACAUAAAAUGGUUAGUUCUGUUAUUGGGUUACUGUUUUUUUCCCUGUGUGAUAUGACAGGUAAAAUCGAAGAGGUGUCUCUAUUGUUUAAUGAAAUGGUGGGGAAUGGAAUAAGGCCUGGAAAGAUCACCUAUAACACCAUGAUCAAUUCUUAUGCUGCUUCUGGACUUCACCCUGAAGCUGAGAAUAUUUUUCAAGACAUGAAGAAGAAUAGCCAUUCUCCUGAUACCUUUACAUAUCUUGCACUAGUUAGAGCCUACACAGAAGCCCAGAAGCAUUCCAAAGCUGAGGAGGUUAUUCAUAGGAUGCAGAAUGAAAAAAUCCCCCCGACAUGCGCUCAUUUCAUUUAAAUCAUACGUAUAUAUGCAAGGGAAGGGUCUAUUGCUGAUGCCAAGAGAGUCUACACUCAAAUGAGGCAGGAAGGGUUGGAGCCUGAUUUAGCUUGUUGCGGAAUGAUGAUGAGGAUAUAUUUAAACUAUGGGCUUGUGAAAGAAGGUGUAUCUUUCUUUGAAUCAGUUGAGGGUUUUGUAAAACCUGAUGGGUUUGUCUUGAGUGUUGCUGUUCAUCUGUAUGAAUUUAUGGGGAAACAAUCUGAAGCUGUAUAUAUUCUGGAAAAAAUAAGUUCACACAGGUUUGUGUUUCUCCAAAAUUUGAGAGUUGGAUCUAAGUCGAUCAAUAGCUUCGAAAGAAUAUGACUGAUAGCGUAAGGGAAACCAAGUAUUCGACUGACAGGAUCUUUUGCUGUAUUAGUUAAAAGGAUGGAUGGCUGCAUAACAUUGCAGUAAUAAAAAACCCUGCUAGCUGAUCAAUCGGAUUGCUCGUCAGCCAUCUUUUCCUGGUUGAUCCAGAUUUCUGACAGUCAUGAAUGUCGAUGCCUGGAAGGCCUGACAAAUUGGUUGCUCAAUUGAGAUGGUGGAGUACAAAGUUUUUGGGCUAUGCACUAUGGAAUCAAGUUCCAAGUUCAAGUUCAGUUCUCCAUCUUAUAUAAUCGUUUGGAGUACUGUCAUCAUGCUGGCAAUUUAGAUUUCACUGGUAAUUGGUCUUGACUCAUGGGAACUGUGGUGCCUGCUUAUCUAAGUACAGUUCCGAUGCUGUAUAAGGAAAGAAUGAUGCAGCAUAUCAAUGCAGAUUUGCAAGAGGUGAUCACUGUAUUAAGAGAUUGAUAUUUCUGUGCAGAUUUUUCAUGUUUACGAAGGGUAAAUGAUCAAUUUUCCCACGACAUCGUAUCACAUAAAUAUAUGCCGCUAUGCUUCUUACCCAACCACAGUUUGAGUAUUGUAUCCUGGCCACCACAGGUGCUAGAGGAAAUGAAAUGCUAAUUGACGUAUUCAAUGUCUACUUUUAUUUCUAGUAUAUGACUCUACAAAUGAAAUAUUUCAACACUUUUGACCAACUUUA